Messenger RNA from Stylophora pistillata, 321 nucleotides. RefSeq names its product protein PALS2. Lineage: Eukaryota; Metazoa; Cnidaria; Anthozoa; Scleractinia; Pocilloporidae. The record is from RefSeq and is a predicted model, not a curated record.
AUGAGGGGAACCCGUACGGAACUAAGGUGGACGGUAUUGACUCUAAAGAUUCUGAAGGCGCCAGAAUUUAUGCCGUUUGUCGUAUUUAUUGCGUUGCCACCUAUUGACACCCUGAGAGAAAUUCAUAAACGAGCCACAUCAGAAGGAACUAUUACCAAGAAACAGACGGACGAAGAUCUUCAGAGGACAGCCGAGGAAUCAGAAAAGCUUUUCAACAGCUAUUCGCAUAAUUUUGAUAAAGUCAUUGUGAAUGACAGCCUUGAUAAUGCCUUGUCUCAGCUGAAGGAUUGUGUCGAAGGGCUUAGCAGCGAGUCACAAUAG